Molecule: messenger RNA, 516 nt
Organism: Vicia faba (fava bean)
Lineage: Eukaryota; Viridiplantae; Streptophyta; Magnoliopsida; Fabales; Fabaceae
Source: the annotation of a GenBank genome assembly
AUGGAUGAAUAUUACAAGAGAAGUGGGCAAAUACCAGCUUUUGGAAACUGGGAUAUUGCGAAUGAGUUGCCAAUAACUCAAUAUUUCGAGAAUGCAAGACAAGCUGGUUUGAUUCGUCACCGUUCUUCAUCUGCUGAGACUAAUCCAUACUUGCAUGGAGAUAAUCACGACCACUACGCCGUUGAUUUAAAGAAACCAGCUCCAAAGGCAACGAGAAUAAAAGAUAGAAGGUACACAAAUGCAACAAUGGUUAAAGAUAAAGAAACGAGAGUGAGAAAACAGUGGAAAGUGUACGAUGUAAAGGAACAUCCGAGGAAACAGACAAUGAACAACAAGAAGACACUACAUGUAAACGACGUCGUUUGUAGUGGUCUUCAGUUACCUUCAAAACAACAUCCAAAACCAGUUGAUGAAGAUCUCUACAAGAUCCCUCCUGAACUUCUUCGUACAACUAAACGGAAAAAGAUGUUGGGUUUCAUUCCAAAAUGUUUGGUACCUGCUGCUUGCGUUUCAUAA